Camellia sinensis is the source of this 990-nucleotide messenger RNA. The record is from RefSeq and is a predicted model, not a curated record. NCBI's taxonomy places the organism in Eukaryota, Viridiplantae, Streptophyta, Magnoliopsida, Ericales, Theaceae.
AUUCAUCCUCUAAUUGAUGAAUUUAUUCCUACAAUUGACGGGGAAAAUGGAAUUUGCUACACACACCCAGAAAAGUUACCAGGUAUAAGCAAAGUUGGCCAAAUCCGCCACUUCUUCCACCGGCCUUCAAAGGCAUACACCACCGGGACAAGGAAGAGAAGAAAGGUUCAUACUAACGAAGAUGGCGGUGAAACAAGGUGGCACAAAACAGGAAAAACAAGGCCAGUUCUCGUUGGUGGGACAGUGAAAGGGUUCAAGAAAAUACUAGUGCUCUACACCAACUAUGGUAGGCAAAGGAAACCAGAGAAAACCAAUUGGGUUAUGCACCAAUACCAUCUUGGCAAUAAUGAGGAAGAGAGAGAUGGAGAGGUGGUGGUUUCGAAAGUUUUCUACCAAACACAGCCUAGACAAUGUGGUUCAACUUCAAGCCUUACAGAUUCAGUGUUUGACCAAAAAUCAAGUCAUGUAAUUGAGAAUACACAAGGUUAUGUGGAGGGAUAUUAUAAUCCAACUACAUUGAUAUCCUAUGAUAUUAGAUUUGGAGGGCAAAAUAGGGAUAUCACACCUCAGCUAAUCCCUAAUUUGGGUAUUCAAGGUGUUGGGUCUUCAUAUAUUCAUUUGCCCAACAAUGCAAGCAAAGGGAAAGUGCUUGAGAGGGAAUAGACAUGGCGGAACAGUUGAUAGGGCAAACAAUAAUAAGGACUUGUUUGGUUGUUGUUGAUAUGAUGUUUAAUGGUUAAAAGUAGGUUGAGAUUGAAUGGGAUUGGCAUAGGUAUUUUCUGGGGUAAGUUGGAUAGGCAUUAACAUUGUUUUCUUGUAGGAGUUUGUUUGUAGUUUGCAUGUUGUUGGUAGGGAUCAUACAAUGGAGCUAGUGUGCCUUCUGCACCCAUUUAUGUAAUGGGGAGCUUUGUAAUCAGAAAAAAACAUAUAUAAUGGAGUGAUAUAUUGAUGGAAAAUGACAUAAAAACACUAGAAUUUUUUUUGUAUAAA